CAAACCCUUACCCUUUUUUCACCUUUUGGCCAUGGACUUCAACCAAAGCAAGUUCUCGAACAACUUUUGGGAUCUUGGCUUGGGCAUGGAAGAUCAAACCCUCCAUACCAAUGACCAACAUCAUCAUCAGCCGCCUUUCACUUCCCUUUGGCCUAGCAUCCAUCUCCCAUUAAUGCACCAAACAACUCCAACUACUUCCCAGAUUCCAUCUUCCCACUUUGUGAAUGAUAGUAGCAUUGGGGUUGUGGCAAAUCAAAUCGAAGACAAGGAUGAAGAGCCUGAAGAGGAGCUUGGAGCCAUGAAGGAGAUGAUGUACAAGAUUGCGGUGAUGCAACCAGUCGACGUCGACCCGACGACGAUUCGGAAGCCGAAGAGGCGGAAUGUCCGGAUCAGUGAUGAUCCUCAAAGUGUAGCGGCGCGCCUCCGGCGGGAAAGGAUAAGCGAGAAGAUCAGGAUCCUCCAGAGGCUCGUCCCCGGGGGGACAAAGAUGGACACGGCUUCGAUGUUGGACGAGGCUAUUCGCUAUGUCAAGUUCUUGAAGCGACAAAUCCGUUUGCUUCAACAGCCAAAUAACCAAAACCCUACACCAGAUCAGGGCGCAGUCACGGGGAGCUUGGUGGGAGGGGAUUGGCAAGGCGUGAUUGCACCGAGCAAACCACCCUCCACUACCUCGUCAUCGUCCUUCGAAGCACAGGUCGGAUCAAGGUUUGGGUUCUGGUCCAAUGGUGGUGGUGGUGGUAAUUCGUGCUUCAAUGGCCAUGAGGUAAUCAGUGAAUAAUUUAAGGUUGUCCGCUUGUACUUUAUGGGGUCAUCGUAUUUGAAUUAUAAUAAUUUAUUAUAAGGAAGUGUGUACUAUAUACUGGUGAAGUUGUGAGAUAUAUUAAUUUAUGUAAGAUCUAAGUGUAAUAGUUUCUAAGAGGUCGUCG
Messenger RNA from Eucalyptus grandis, 926 nucleotides. RefSeq names its product transcription factor HEC3. Gene Ontology annotation, molecular function: DNA-binding transcription factor activity; protein dimerization activity. Bases 32 to 778 code for a protein of 248 amino acids. The transcript has a single exon. The record is from RefSeq and is a predicted model, not a curated record. NCBI's taxonomy places the organism in Eukaryota, Viridiplantae, Streptophyta, Magnoliopsida, Myrtales, Myrtaceae. Gene Ontology annotation, biological process: regulation of DNA-templated transcription.